Molecule: messenger RNA, 801 nt
Organism: Vigna unguiculata (cowpea)
Lineage: Eukaryota; Viridiplantae; Streptophyta; Magnoliopsida; Fabales; Fabaceae
Product: auxin-induced protein X15-like
Biological process (GO): response to auxin
Source: RefSeq, a predicted model, not a curated record
UUCACUUUGGCACGUCUCUUUUAUUUACAUGUGGAGACUUUAUGUUGGUCAUUGUUUGAUAUGGUGGAGUUGCACAAGUCCAUUCAACAUUAUCCUUGAUACAGGGAUUCAAGACAACACCAUGUGAUAUCUCAUGUGCAUACCCUCCAUCCUUUAACACUAAUUAAUCUUCUCAAGGGUUUGGAUUUCCUUCCCACAGAAUCUUAAAAGCUAUAUACACUAUCCUUUGUCUUCACAAACAACACACACCACUGCAUUCCUCAAGCAUCAACACUUAGAUUACUUCUUUCAAGUUUUGAUAUUGUUCAAAUUCCUUCAGUCAAGCACAAAAAAUGGGUUUCCGUUUACCUGCUAUUCGACGAGCAUCAUUCAAAGCUAGCCAAGCAGCUUCAAAUUCUGUAGAAGUCCCAAAAGGCUAUCUUGCGGUGUAUGUUGGAGAGAAACAAAAGCGCUUUGUGAUUCCCAUAACAUACUUGAACCAACCUUCAUUUCAAGACUUGUUGAGUAAAGCUGAAGAAGAGUUUGGAUAUGAUGAUCCCAUGGGUGGCCUCACAAUUCCUUGCAGUGAAGAAAUCUUCCAUCGUAUAACUUCUUGCUUGGAUGGACAAUAGAAGUCAUUACUUUAGGGGACUAACAUAGAUUAACAUAGAUUAGUGGAGACAUUUCUUGUACAAUAGGCAUCUUCUUAACUCGUAAAACUUUCCUUCUCUCGAGAAAGAGGAAUAAGAAACAGAAUGAAAAAAAUCAAAUUGUAUUAUUCUUUUGUUUUGUUUAGGUUAGAAGUGAGUUUAGUGGUCUGAU